UAGAGAGGGAGGGUUUCCUCUCUCUCUCUCUCCCUCUCUCUUUUUGUUGCUAUCUCUGUCGUAGUUGUGUUGUGGCUGUUAAAUUUUAAACUGCCAUGCACUCUGCUUCCAGUAUGCUUGGAGCUGUGAAAAUGGAAGGACACGAUCACUCAGACUGGAGCAGCUACUAUGCAGAACCAGAGAGCUAUUCUUCAGUCGGCAAUAUGAAUCCUGGACUAAGCAUGAACUCCAUGAAUACUUACAUGACCAUGUCGGCAAUGAGCACCACAGCUAAUAUGACAGCAAGCUCUAUGAACAUGUCAUAUGUGAACACGGGAAUGAGCCCCUCUCUAACCGGGAUGUCACCUGGCACAGGUGGCAUGACGGGAAUGGGUACAGGGGUUGCCAGUAUGGCAAGUCAUCUGAGCCCAAACAUGAGCCCCAUGAGCGCACAAACGACUUCAAUGAAUGCCCUGGCGCCAUACUCUAAUAUCAAUUCAAUGAGCCCUAUAUACGGACAGUCUAAUAUUAACAGAUCCAGGGAUCCCAAGACCUACCGGAGAAGUUACACCCAUGCGAAGCCUCCUUAUUCCUACAUUUCGCUCAUUACGAUGGCAAUUCAGCAGUCCCCUAAUAAGAUGCUUACUUUGAGUGAGAUCUACCAGUGGAUCAUGGACCUCUUUCCAUUCUAUAGGCAGAACCAGCAACGCUGGCAGAACUCAAUACGCCACUCUUUGUCAUUUAAUGACUGUUUUCUUAAGGUGCCCAGGUCUCCAGAUAAACCUGGAAAAGGCUCUUUUUGGACUCUCCACCCUGACUCUGGAAACAUGUUUGAGAAUGGCUGUUACCUGAGGCGACAGAAGCGCUUCAAGUGCGAAAAGAAACAUAACCCACGAGAAGGAGGUAGCAAAAAACUAUCUGAAGGGGGAUCUAGCGUGGGGUCUGCGGCCACCAACAGCAGCUCAGAGAGCUCUGGAGGAAACGAAUCUCCCCAUUCCAGCUCAUCUCCGUGCCAGGAGCAGAAGAGGUCAUUAGUAGACAUGAAGUCAAGUCAAGGCUUGAGCCCAGACCAUACGGCAUCUCCUGUCUCUCAAGCCCAACACCUGCUCUCCCAGCACCAUUCAAUCCUGUCCCAUGACGCUCAAUCCCACCUCAAACCAGAACACCAUUAUUCUUUCAAUCAUCCCUUCUCCAUCAACAACCUAAUGUCCUCCGAGCAACAGCACCACCAUCACCAUCACCACAGUCACCACCACCAACAUAAAAUGGACUUAAAAACCUACGAACAGGUCAUGCACUACUCUGGCUAUGGGUCUCCUAUGGCCGGCAGUUUAGCCAUGAGCACAGUAACGAACAAAAAUGGAUUAGAAUCCUCACCAAUCUCAGGUGACACUUCAUACUAUCAAGGUGUGUAUUCCAGACCCAUAAUGAACUCAUCCUAAACCUACAAGGCAAUGGACUUUUUCUUGCUGGAUGUAUAUAUUAUAAUAAUAAUAAUUCCAAAAUAGUAUGUGUCUGAAAUGUUCCUUAACCCUUUGAGAGCCAUGGGUGCUGCAACCUUUUCGCCUAAAUCCCAUCGGCACCAAAACCCUCGAAUGUUUUCCCUUUAGAUGUCAGUUUGGUUAAUGUCUGAAUCCCUUUGUGUUUCUUGUUUGUUUCAUCGGAUAUAUUUUUUGUGAAAGUGACGGAUUCCUAAUAUUUCUGUGUAAAACCUGUAGUUUCUACUUAUGGACCCAAAGUAUAUAAUAUCCAUAUUGUAAAAAAAGAAGCGGAACUUAUUGGUGUAAUUGAAAAUAAUCUUGAUUUUUUUUAUUUUUGUUUCGUUUUUUUUGAAAGUAAAAUGCUUGAAACGGAUUAAUUUAUGGUUUCUGUAUACUUUAUUUAUGACUGUGUAUUCCGGUAGCACGCUGCCGGAUUUUUAACAAUCUCUAUUAAAAUCGUAUUGGCAUUUCAUUUGGA
This is a messenger RNA of Spea bombifrons (plains spadefoot toad), 1938 nucleotides long. It is a transcript of the gene FOXA2, whose product is annotated as forkhead box A2. The record is from RefSeq and is a predicted model, not a curated record. Gene Ontology annotation, molecular function: RNA polymerase II cis-regulatory region sequence-specific DNA binding; protein domain specific binding; DNA-binding transcription factor activity, RNA polymerase II-specific. Gene Ontology annotation, biological process: regulation of transcription by RNA polymerase II; cell differentiation; anatomical structure morphogenesis. The coding region runs from base 96 to 1421 and encodes 441 amino acids. The transcript is spliced from 2 exons. Lineage: Eukaryota; Metazoa; Chordata; Amphibia; Anura; Pelobatidae.